Messenger RNA from Coffea arabica (coffee), 954 nucleotides. Its product is annotated as MDIS1-interacting receptor like kinase 2-like. The record is from RefSeq and is a predicted model, not a curated record. Gene Ontology annotation, molecular function: protein kinase activity; protein binding; ATP binding. NCBI's taxonomy places the organism in Eukaryota, Viridiplantae, Streptophyta, Magnoliopsida, Gentianales, Rubiaceae. Gene Ontology annotation, biological process: protein phosphorylation.
AUGGUCUAUGAAAACAUCAUUGAUGCAACAGAAAAUUUUGACCCCAAGUAUUGCAUCGGAGUGGGAGGACGUGGAAGUGUUUUCAGAGCAGAGUUGCCAAAUGGUCAAGUUGUUGCUGUCAAGAAACUUCAUGCAACAGAUGGUGGUACCUUGAGGAGGUUGAAAGAUUUCACUAAUGAGAUCCGUGCACUAACAAAUGUACGGCAUCGAAACAUCGUGAAGCUGUACGGAUUUUGUACACAUAUAGAACAUACUUUUUUGGUAUAUGAAUUCUUGGAAGGGGGAAACUUGAUGCAGCUAUUGAGCAAUGAUGAAACAACAUCCAAGUUUGACUGGAGCAAGAGGGCAAACAUGGUAAAAGAUAUGGCAACUGCAUUUUCCUAUAUGCAUCAAGAUUGUUCUCCUUCAAUAGUUCAUCGAGAAAUAUCUAGCAAAAACAUUUUGUUAGAUUCCGAGUAUCAAGCUUGCAUCUCUGACUUUGGCACUGCAAGACUCAUCAGGCUUGAUUCAUCUAAUUGGACUACAUUUGUAGGAACUUAUGGAUAUGUUGCUCCAGAACUUGCUUAUACAAUGGAAGUAAAUGAAAAAUGUGAUGUUUAUAGUUUUGGUGCAUUGGUUUUAGAAGUGAUCAUGGGCAAGCAUCCAGGUGAUUUCAUAUCGUCAAUAUUGUCAGCACCAUCAUCUACUUCAACAGCAUAUAGUGUGUUACUCAAAGACAUUGUGGAUCCUCGACUUUCAUCUCCAAGUAAGCAAGAAUCAAAACUAGUGGUGUUGAUGGCAAAGCUAGCAUUGUCAUGUAUAGAGCCCAAUCCUCAGUUGAGGCCGACCAUGAAACAAAUGUCCGUCCAACUAUCCAAAGAAAUUCCUACUCAAUUCAACAUAUUUCCAAUGCUUGAGCCAGGCUCUGGAAGUGGAGCACUAAAGAAAGCAUCUGGACUACCUGGUCCGUGGUAG